This is a messenger RNA of Necator americanus (New World hookworm), 318 nucleotides long. RefSeq lists its product as uncharacterized. The transcript has a single exon. The coding region runs from base 1 to 318 and encodes 105 amino acids. The record is from RefSeq and is a predicted model, not a curated record. NCBI's taxonomy places the organism in Eukaryota, Metazoa, Nematoda, Chromadorea, Rhabditida, Ancylostomatidae.
AUGGAGUUUGAGAAGGCGUGGGAGGACAGGAACCCGCGGAAAGCCUAUGCUCUACUAAAACAGUAUAGCGGCAAAAUGAAAAGAUGUUCUCCUAUCCUCAACACUGCCAAUGGAGUAGCUGUCGGUGAAGCACCCCUUCCAAUUUGGAGAGAACACUUCAAGCUUUUGUUGAACCGGCUAGCACCGCCAGCUCCUGAACUUGAACACGUUCAUAUACCGACGUAUGCGGUUAACGAGGAGCCCGGGAUUGGCGCAGAAAUGCUAAAAUAUCUUCCUCCGUAUCAUCCGUUCAAUAUGGAUAGACGAAAGGAUACCUGA